AUGGGACAGUCCACAGAGAGGGGACAGUCCACAGAGAUGGAACAGUCCACAGAGAUGGGACAGUCCACAGAGAGGGGACAGUCCACAGAGAUGGGACAGUCCACAGAGAGGGGACAGUCCACAGAGAUGGACAUCGAAUUAGCUGAUUCACUGGAGGAGCUGAAGAAGACUGGACUCCAAGCUGCUCCUGCUCAUCACUGCUAUGCUGGAUCUGGAGAUGUGGCCUGUGAUGUCUGCACUGGGAGAAAACCGAAAGCUAUCAAGUCCUGUUUGCUUUGUUCGGCCUCUUAUUGUGAGAAACACCUCCAGCCUCAUCGUCAGUCCCAUCCACUGAAGAGGCACAAGCUGGUGGAGCCCUCGGCUCAAGUGGAUGUUUUACUGCCUCAACCAGAGCCCAAGACCAGAGCUGACUUCCUCAAAUAUUCACAGGAAAUCACACUGGAUCCAAACACAGCACAGAGACAUCUGUUAUUAUCUGAGGGAAACAGAAAAGUAACAUGGACGAGACAUGUUCAGUCUUAUUCUGAUCACCCAGACAGAUUCAUGGUUUGGCCUCAGGUCCUGAGUAGAGAGAGUCUGACUGGACGUUGCUACUGGGAGGUGGAGGUGGAGGUGGGAGCGUGGGCAGGAGUUCAUGUAGCAGUCGCAUACAAGAACAUCAACAGAGCAGGACGCUCACUUGAAUGGGGAUUUGGAUUCAAUGACAAAUCCUGGUCAUUAUCUCGUAAUGGAAACAGUUAUGACUUUUGUUAUAACAGCAUCCACACUCCAGUGUCAGGUCCUGUGUCCUCCAGAGUAGGAGUGUACCUGGAUCACAGUGCAGGUGUUCUGUCUUUCUACAGCGUCUCUGACACCAUGACUCUCCUCCACAGAGUCCAAACCACAUUCACUCGGCCGCUCUAUGCUGGAAACGCACACGUAGGGCAAUAG
Limanda limanda (common dab) is the source of this 930-nucleotide messenger RNA. RefSeq names its product tripartite motif-containing protein 16-like. Gene Ontology annotation, molecular function: protein binding. The transcript is spliced from 3 exons. The record is from RefSeq and is a predicted model, not a curated record. The coding region runs from base 1 to 930 and encodes 309 amino acids. NCBI's taxonomy places the organism in Eukaryota, Metazoa, Chordata, Actinopteri, Pleuronectiformes, Pleuronectidae.